UGUCCCGCAUGCUCACAGCAUUCACACUGUGCUCCUGCUUACACCACUAGCUCAGCAACCCACCAACCCAGAGCAGCCAACUUGUGCUAGCCAGGCUUAUUGUAUGGACGCGUGUUUCUGCAUGGAAUCAUAAAGCGAGCUCUGCUGCUGUGUGUGCUGCUCAUCUCUCUCCUCUCUGAGAGGCUGGGGACGGGAGCAGCGCGGCAGAGCGGCUGACUUUGAGUAAAAUCUGAGAAACGCAGGGCAGAGAAACUCAAUCCCGGGGCGGUUGGCUGCAGCCCGUUAGACUGCAUUGAGCUCCCUCGGUAUAGGAGGAGGAGGCGGGUCCAGGAGGAAAACACGGCUAAAUAAAGCCUAUUACAGCAGCAUCAUGGGCUGAUCCUAAAGCUGCUGCCGGAAUGAAGCGAAAAGAAGCGAGAAUGAAGACCAAAGUGGAGAUUUCGAGAAGAUACCGGUGAAGAGAGCUGAACCGCAGUGUGAAACAGACAGACUGCAGCUGUGUGAAUGUGUACGGAGAAGAUACAUAAGGAGAAACUGGCUGGAAAGAGAUGGCAGCCAAUCACGAGCCGUGGUUGCUGUUGGUCACAGUCAGUCAUGACUACCUUGGCUGUAGGGUCUUUCAAGUCCCUUGGUCUUCAACGGUCCAGCACAUCAAGCUGCUCGUCUACGAAGAAACACACUUCCCUGUGUGUGAGCAGCGGCUGCUUCACAAUGGAAAAGUGAUUAAUGACAGAGUUGAAGUUGGAUCUUUGGUACCGCACGGGAGUCGUGAAAUAUUCAUGACGCUGCACGGCCGAGGCCUGAGAGGGGGAGGGAGGUUUGGACAGACUACUCCACCUUUAGUGGAGUUCCUGAAGGACAUUUUACGUAGAUAUCCAGAGGGUGGACAAAUACUGAAAGAGCUGAUUCAGAAUGCAGAGGAUGCAGGUGCGACAGAAGUUCGGUUUGUGUAUGAUGAGACUGAAUAUGGGGUGGAGUCACUGUGGUCUCAAGAUAUGGUCCAGUAUCAAGGAACUGCCUUGUAUGUGUACAACGAUGCAGUUUUCACAAAGGAGGACUGGAAUGGGAUUCAGGAGAUUGCAAGGAGUAGGAAAAGAGAGGACCCUUUAAAAGUUGGGCGAUUUGGUAUUGGAUUCAACUCUGUUUACCACAUAACAGAUGUUCCAAGCAUAUUCAGUGGGGAUCAAAUUGGUAUGCUGGACCCUCAUCAGAUGCUUUUUGGAGUUCACGAGUCUGGUCAGUGCUGGAACUUGAAGUCUGACUCAAAGGAAAUAAUGGAGCUUCAUGACCAGUUUGCUCCAUUUUUUGGCCUGUGUGGCAGCUCGGAAGACACCGUUAAAGAGGGCAACUUUCCAGGAACGCUUUUUCGCUUUCCCCUCCGCAUGAAACCUUCUCAGCUGAGCAGCAACAUCUACAAUAAAGAGAAAGUUCUGGAGCUGUUUGAGUCCUUUAAGGCGGAUGCAGACACGGUGCUGCUGUUCUUGAAGAGUGUGCAGAAGGUCUCUCUGCAUGUGCGCGAGUCAGACGGUACUGAAAGGAUGCUAUUCCAGGUCACAGCAGGCGAGAAUGCAGAGAACAAGCUGGAGAGGCCCAACUCGCUGAAAACGCUGGGCUUGGCCAUUGACAGCUACAGCAAUGGAGUUCCAAGUGAUUCGGUCACCUGUGCCACGUACCAGCUGACCAUUGAGGUACAGGAUGAAACUGCCAAGGAGACCCAGACGACCACGUGGCUGGUUUGCAAUGGCAUUGGUGGCCGAGGCAUGUGUGGUGAACUGGACUCCUUAGCUGAUGAUCUGAAGUUCAUCCCAACGAUUGGCAUAGCUUUGCCAUUGACUCUUCUCGACGAGGAUAAUGGUGCGGCAUCUAGCUUUUCGGGUCGGGCCUUCUGUUUCCUUCCGCUGCCCUUGGGAGAGGAAAGUAUGACAGGGCUACCAGUGCAUGUAAGCGGCUUCUUUGGCUUGACCGACAACCGCAGGAGCAUCAAAUGGCGGGAAGUGGACCAGUGGAGGGACUCAGCAGCUCUUUGGAAUGAACUCCUAAUCGUAACAGUCAUCCCAAGGGCUUACUACACACUCAUCAUGGAGACAAUUAGACGCGUUCAGAACAAGAAGGACCAAGAUUUCCCUCUCUCACCGGGAGGCAUUUAUAGAGCCUGGCCUGAUCCCAACAAGAUACGUCCACACUGGAGACCAAUUCUUGAGCCCCUGUUCCAUGACUUGCUCCAGCAGCCAGUCAUCUACUCACUCAGUAGCACUUGGGUCCAAGUAGACGACACUGUGUUUUCAGAGCUUGACUCCACAAAGGCCAGUACAGAGACUGUGAUCACAUACCUCCAGAGCUCAGGGAUGACAGUGGCCAAAGUACUAGACACCAUUGCAGCAGUUCUGAAUACAUUUGUCUCCAAACCGGACAGCAUAAAGAAAGUGACACCUUCUUUUGUACGACAGACUCUGAGGAAAACUAGGCACAAAGGGCCCCCCCAGGAGAAACUGCUCCUGCUCGAGUUUAUCCUCAGCGAUGCGUGCUACAGUGACCUCAUUGGACUAGAGCUGCUGCCUUUGCAAAAUGAGACUUUUGUUGCUUUUUCCUCCUCAGUGAGUGACAAGGAUGCUGUGUAUAUUGCCUCUGAAGAGUAUCCAAGGUUCCUCUAUCCAGGUUUGGAAGGAAGAUUCAUACUGGAAAGCAUUGCCCCCCAUGUCAUGAACAGCCUGAAAGAAGCAGCAAAAAGCAGAGUUCAGCAGUAUCUUUGGGGUUGUUCAGGAAGGCCCUGCACUCAGGUUCAAGUCUUAACCCCCGAGCGAUCAGCACGCCUCAUUAAAGAAAUCCUCACAACAGCUUGGCCUUCUAGAGAGUUUGCUGUUCAGUGGAACCCUGGCGAUCAAGAGAUGAAGCAUCCGUCAGCAUCCUGGAUCAGAAUGGUUUGGAAACAUCUCUACAUCAAUUUUCCCGAUGACCUAAGUACCUUUGAAGACAUGCCUUUGAUUCCCAAUGUGCCACUGAAUGACUGUGUUGAAUCGUUGAACCUUUUGCGCCUCAAGACUCCAUCCCCCAUCGUUACUGUGAGUGAAGAGGAGGGCUCUCUGUCUGAGGUCCUGCUUGAAGUCAUAAAAAAGGUUGGAGAAGUUGUCUUAAAAACACUGGAUCCAUGUUUGCAGCAUCCACUCCUGAAAAAUUACAUCCAUCGGCUGUCUCCAAGCACACUACUGCAAAUCAUGGACCGGAUCUCGCCCCAGAGACUAGUUAGUCAAGUAUCAUCACUCUCCGUCAAACAGAAGACUGCCCUCAGAAGCUUCUUAGCUGGUCUUAGUGAUGUCACCGAGAAGGAGAAACGUGUAAUCCAAGAUCUUCCCAUAUUUGUGAAGGUGGGGCAGCAUUCAGAGAAAGGCACUCCAUCCUAUACCUUUUUGAAGGGAGCGAGAGCGUUGCACCAUACUGCAAAGCAUCCUCCAGAUGUCAAGUUGUCCAUCAACAUUGUCGACAGCAGUGAUGAGGCCACAAUUCGUCUGAUUGGACUGUUAAACGUGGAGCAGGUCAAAAGCACUGAAUGUCUGAAGGUGAUUGUUCAGGACAUUGAGUCCAAAGGGUUCUACACGAAAGAAGAAGUGAAAAGGAUCAUGCUCUGGGCACUUACUCAUUUUUCAUUUUUGAAGAAUGAAAAUAAAGCAGUGGUCACUUGGCUUUCCUCCCUAAAGUUCAUAUAUUCCUCCUCAGGAAAACCCUUUGCACCAACAGACUUUUUCGAUCCUGAACUGGAGAUACUGCAGAAUCUCUUCUACAUGGAAGAAAAGUCCAGAUUUCCACCAGACACCUACAUAUCAUCUCCUGAUGUUCUUCAUUCACUUAGGCAGUUAGGGCUCAAGAAUGAAGUCCAACUUACUGAAAAAGAUGUACUUCAGGUUGCCCAGAAAAUCGAAGAAUUACAGGGAAGUCCUAAGCCAGAAUGGGAGUCACUUCUGAAGAAGGCAAAAACCCUUCUUACAAUUCUGAACAAACAAACAAAAUUGGUUAAGUCUGCAGAAGCUCAGGCAUUGCUACAGAACUUGAAAUGGGUACCAGUCUGCAAAGACAGACCUUUGAAUUACCCCAAGUCUCUUGCCUGGAAGGGAGACUCAUGUAAUAUUUCAUCCCUGUCUGAAAUGUGCGAUAUAUCCCAUGCAGUGCUGGUUGGUUCUUCUGUAGCACUUGUGGAACGAACAUCUGCUGGAAUGAAAAAAGCCCUGAAGUUAUCCAUGGAUCCUCAAGUCGACCAAGUGCUUCAGCAUUUAAAAGCAGUAAAUGACUGGCACAGAUCUCAAGCAUUCACCACAGAGGAUUGGUAUCAAUUCCAGCAGAUCCUUUUUGAAAUCUACGAGUUCAUGCAAGUUCAUUUAGCAAAUGCAAGAGAAGCAGUGAAGUCUCUGUCCUUUGACUGGGUAUGGACUGGAAAAACAUUUGCAUCUCCCUCCCAAACUGUCUUGAAGCCUAUACCAGACCUGGAUCUACAGCCAUACCUGUACUCCUUACCAAAGACUAUCGCAAAAUUCCACAAAUUGUUCAAAUUCUGUGGUUCAAUUGAGGAAGUUGUUCCCAGCCAUGUGUUCGAAGUGGUUAAAACAGUUAAAGAAAGAAGUGAAGAUGAAAUGUCCAAAGAAGAGAGCAAGCAUAGUCUCCUGCUGUUGAUAAACAUCUUACGAUGGAUUUACAGCAGUCAGAUAACAGUGGAUGUUGACAUGCAUGUGCCAAUUUUUUGCUACAAAGAUCCAAGCAAAUUAGUCAUGAAGCCAAUUCAUGAGUGCACUUAUUGUGACAUCAAAGUUGAUGACUUGAUUGACCUGCUUGACGAUACCUCAGAGCCCAUCAUACUCGUACAUGAUGACAUUCCCAUGAAAACUGCAGAAUGGUUAAGAGUACCUUGUUUGAGCACAAGGCUCAUUAACCCAGAGAACCUCGGCUUUGAACAGUCUGGGCAGAGAGAACCUCUAACUGUGAGAAUCAAGAAUAUUCUUGAGGAAUAUCCAUCUGUUGCAGAUAUCUUCAAAGAGCUUCUGCAGAAUGCUGAUGAUGCAAAUGCUACUGAAUGCAGUUUUCUGAUUGACAUGAGAAAGAAUUUGGAUCUACGAGAAAACCUUCUGGACCCUGGGAUGAUUGUUUGCCAUGGCCCUUCUUUGUGGUCCUUCAACAAUUCAGUUUUCUCUGACACAGACUUCCUUAACAUAACCCGACUCGGUGGAUCGAUGAAAAGAUGUGAAGCAGACAAAGUCGGCAAAUUUGGGUUAGGUUUCAACUCUGUUUAUCAUGUGACCGACAUACCCAUUAUCAUGAGCAGAGAGUUUAUGAUCAUGUUCGAUCCCAACAUCAAUCACAUCAGCAAGCACAUCAGGGACAAAUCCAAUCCAGGCAUUAAAAUCAACUGGAGUAAACAGCAGAAACGACUGAGGAAGUUUCCUAACCAGUUUAGACCCUUUAUUAAUGUCUUCAACUGUCAGCUUCCUCUGUCACAAGAGUCCCCAUACAAAUACGAUGGAACUCUCUUCAGGCUUCCAUUCAGAACAGAGCAAGAAGCAGCAGUUAGUGAAAUUAGCGGUAUCUACUACAACACCACAGAUAUCUAUUCACUAGUUGAUGAAUUCAGCAUCUGUGGCCACCGGCUAAUUCUUUUCACACAGCAUGUUGGAACAAUGGUCCUGAAGUAUUUGAAAUCUGAGGAAUCAAAUCCUGCUGCUGCACAAGAUGUAGUCACAAUUAACAAAAGUGUGUGGUCUUCCAAAGCAACAUAUGGUCCCCUCAGCAUUCUGAAAUCUGCAGCCAAAGUCAUGAAGAAAGUGGCAGCCACCAACAGAGUACCAGCUGAUGUUCCUAAGUCUGGUUGCAUUAUCCGCAUUGUCGUAGAAGAGUACCACAAUGUAUUCAGGCGAAUUCUUGAUCUGCAGUCCCCCCUUUUCAGAGGUUCUGAAGAGGAUCCAUCUUCAUACUUUGAGAUGGCAGCUAAAGGCUCACAAACCCAAAAGAGACUUAAUGAUGAUAUGCCUCAGAAGGGUGUUGAAAACACAAACUGGCUGAUCUGUUCAUGUAUGGAUGUGACUGAAGCUUUGAAGUUCUCCCUGAAUGACAGUGGAAAGCGACUAGGACUGGUGCCUUGUGGCGGUGUAGCAGUUCUGCUCUCGGAAGAAGAAAAUCGAAAAUGGACAGUGAAAACAAGCACCAGUCCAAUUGGAGAAGUCUUCUGCUACUUACCUCUCAGAAUCAAAACUGGACUGCCUGUUCACAUCAAUGGAUGCUUUGCAGUUACAUCAAAUCGUAAAGAAAUCUGGAAAACAGAUACCAAAGGAGAAUGGAACUCCAUUUUCAUGAGACACGUCAUUGUCCAGGCAUACUUGGCUGCACUUAGCACUCUACGAACAAUGUCAGAAAAUGGGGAACUCCUCGACUACAACUACUACGCAGCCUGGCCUGACCCUGGUCUUGUACAUGACGACUUCAAUUUGAUUUGCCAAGGCGUAUAUCAAGAAAUUGCCAAAGGAGGAGACAAUGACAAUGCCAGAGUCUUUUCAGAUGGCAAAACUUGGGUGUCAAUCAAGUAUGUCAGGUUUUUGGAUGACUCCUUGCUCUGCAGACCGGAUGUAGGACCUGCUGCUUUCAAAAUCUUCAUGAAAUACCUCAAGAAAUGUGGCUCCCAAGAUCUCUGUGCUGUUGAGCUGCCUGAUUGGGUCAAAGAAGGCUUUGAUGAUGCUGGCUGUAAAGGGAAACUGAUGGAGAACACACUUACAGAAAGACAGUUCUUCUCAGAUGUGUUUUUCCCAAACAUACAAGACAUAGACAAGGACCUCCGUGACCCCCUGAUGUACUAUGUCCUCAAUGAAAAAUUGGAGGACUUUGCAUCUAUACUAAGACAGACUCCAUGUAUUCCAUGCUCAGGUACUUCUGACAGACUUGUUCUGCCAUCUCGACUCAUACAUCCAGAGGGUAGAGUUGCCAGACUGUACAACAGUGAAGAUGGUCGCUUCCCUGAAGGAAGUUUAAAAGACUAUUUGAACCCAGUGUGCUUAGUGAAGUUGGUACAGUUGGGUAUGGUAAAAGAUGACCUCUCGUGGGAAGACUUGACUGAAAGGGCAGAGUCUGUAAUGGCACUCAAUGAAACAGACCAUGUAGCUGCAUGCCACAGGAGCAGUAUACUGCUUAGCCUUAUUGAUGAAAAGCUGAAAAUGACAGACCCAAGAGGAAAUGGUUAUGUUGAAAAAUUGCAAGAGAUCAAGUUCCUACCAUUCUUGACCAAGCCUGCAGGCUUUUCACUCCCUUGGCAUGGGAAUAAUUUUCCUCAGUCCACAAUUUUCUCUGCAACAGAACUUUUCACAACAGAACAUCAGGACACUGUGUGUUUAAUGAAGCCAAUCCUAAAUGAGAGCUCUCCAUCUUUUAAAGGUUGUGGCCCUAUCUCUCUAGCUGUGAAAGACUUCCUUGGGCUAAUUAAAAAGCCAGCUGUUGGGUUAGUCAUAAGCCAACUAAAAGAACUCUCCAAAUCAUUUGAUGGUGUCACACUGUACCAAGAAAACAUAACAAAUGCGUGCUACAAAUACUUACAUGAAGAGAUGAUGCACUCCAAUACUGCAAAAGAUGAAAUUACGGAGGAGCUGAAAACCUUCUGCUCAAUUUUAGUGGAAAACACUUACGUGAAUCCAUCCAAAGUGGCAUUUUACUUAAAUUUUGAUGCAGCUCCGUAUCUUUACCAGCUUCCUAACAAGUAUAGGAACAGCUGUCGUGAGCUCUUUGAAACCGUGGGGGUUCAACCAAGCUUCACAGUUGAAAAUUUUGCAUCUGUCCUAGAAAUGCUUAAGAGUGAAUGUGGGAGAAGAUGUCUUACUGAGGAUAACUUCCAGCUUAGUCGCAGAAUCAUCAGUGAAGGAAUAUGGAGUUUGAUUCGAGACAAAACUCAGGAGUUCUGCCAAAGCAACUAUGGACAGAUACUUUUGCCUGACAGCAAUCUCACUUUGCAGCCAUCUAAGUCACUCUGCUAUAAUGACUGCCCAUGGAUUAAGGUCAGAGAUUCAACUGUAAAAUAUUGUCAUGCAGAUAUCCCAAGAGAAGUCGCGGUGAAAUUGGGCGCUGUUCCUAAACGCCACAAAGCUUUGGAAAGGUAUGCUUCCAAUGUCUGUUUCACCACUCUUGGAAGUGAAUUUGGGCAAAAGGAGAAACUAACCAGCAGAAUCAAGAGUAUCCUCAAUGCUUAUCCAUCAGAGAAGGAAAUGCUGAAAGAACUCCUUCAGAAUGCAGACGAUGCCAAAGCAACAGAGAUAUACUUUGUCUUUGAUUCUAGAAUCCAUCCAACUGACAGGAUAUUUGAUGACAAGUGGGUGCCAAUGCAGGGUCCAUCACUCUGUGUGUACAACAAUCAGCCGUUUACAGAAGAUGAUAUUAGAGGGAUUCAGAAUCUUGGCAGAGGAACUAAAGAGGCAAAUCCUGGCAAAACUGGUCAGUAUGGUAUAGGAUUCAACUCAGUGUAUCACAUAACAGACUGUCCAUCUUUCAUCUCAAAUAAUGACAUUCUAUGUAUCUUUGAUCCACAUGCACGUUACGCACCUGGAGCAACAUCUGUCAGCCCAGGAAGAAUGUUCAGAGACUUGGAUUCUGAUUUCAGGUCCCAAUUUUCGGAUGUCCUGAACUUGUAUCUAGGGAAUUGCUUCAAGCUGGAACGCUGCACAAUGUUUCGCUUUCCCUUACGCACUGUAGAAAUGGCAAAGAUUUCUGAGAUCAGUUCGGUACCUGCUUCAGACAGGAUGGUCCAAAAUCUCCUAGAUAAACUACGAGCUGAUGGUGCAGAGCUGCUUAUGUUUUUGAACCACAUGGAGAAAAUUUCAAUAUGUGAAAUAGAACAUGGCACAGGCGAACUAAAAACACUGUACUCCGUGACUGCAAAAAUCACGGAUGGUGAUCGUCUGAAACGCAAGCAGUUUCAUGCUUCUGUAGUGGACAGUGUGACCAAGAAAAAACAGCUGAUGCAAAUCCCAGUACAGCAAAUUACGUACACCAUGGACAUUGAAGAUUCAGAUGGGAAUUUAACAAACUGGAUGGUGUGCAACAGAUCUGGCUUCUCUGACAUGGAAAAGGUGUCCAAGAGUGUAAUUUCAGCUCACAAAAAUGAGGACAUAACACUCUUCCCUCGAGGAGGUGUAGCAGCAUGCACAAGCCACAACUACAAAAAAGCUCAUAGAGCAUUCUGCUUUCUUCCCCUUUCUCUGGAGACUGGCCUGCCUUUUCACGUGAAUGGGCAUUUUGCCUUAGAUUCUGCCAGAAGGAACCUGUGGAGGGAUGACAAUGGAGUUGGAGUAAGAAGCGACUGGAACAAUAACCUGAUGAUGGCAUUAAUAGCACCUGCUUACGUGGAACUGCUGGUUCAGUUGAAACGUAAAUUCUUUCCAGGGCCAGACCCCACUAUGACAAUUCUUCAGGGUACACCAAUCCAUGUUGUCAAAGACAUCCUGAGAAAAUUCUUGUUUUUCUUCCCUGUGAACAGACUUGACAUUCAGCCAGACUGGUACUGCUUGGUAAAGGCAAUCUAUCAGUGCAUCAAUUUGGAUCUGAAAAGACUCCUCCCUGUUGUCAGAGCGCCACACAUAGACAACACUGAUAUGCAUUCAGCAGUGUACAUCUCUUGGGUGAACACGUCCACUUCAACUAAGAGCCGAGCAUUUUUUGACAACCUGUUGCAGGAUGAGCUGCAGCACCUUAAAAACACAGAAUACAACAUUUCCACACGCAAAUCUGUGGCAGAAAAUGUCUACAGACUAAAGGCCAUGCUUUUGGAUGUUGGCUUUAACUUAAUCCACAGUUGUGAUGAAACGUCCAGCCUUUACUUCUGCCUAGAAGAUGCAGGGAUUCCAGUCAGCUAUGUGACGCCAGAAGAUGUCAGAAAAUUCCUGCUGACAUUUCAAUCACCAGACGCAUCAUGCCAAGUUGGGAAGCUGCCCUGUCGACUGCAGCAGUCUAACUUCAAACUCUUCCACAGCCUGAAGCUCCUAGUGGACUACUGCUUUAAAGACAUAGAAGAGGAUGAUAUCAAAAUAGAGGGUCUACCACUGCUCUUGACAAUGGACAACAUUUUGCAAGUUUUUGACUCUAAACGGCCAAAAUUUCUGACCAAUCAUCAUGAUCUCAUCUCCUCCAGGAAAGAGCUGUUCAUGCACACCUUGUACAUGAGAUACAGCAACAUCCUAUUCAAAGCAGGUGUUGCAAAGGUUUUUGACAUCAGUAGUUUUGGAGAUUUAUUGGGAUCAGUUCUCCCUCGAGAGUACAGAACAAGAACCUCUGUGAAGUGGAGAGAAAACUAUGCUAGUGAAUCCUGGCUGAAAAGUGCAUGGCACUUCAUCAGUGAGAACAUUGGCAUCAAAGAUGACCAGACAGAGAUGAAGCCCAAAUUUGAGACCGUUCUGGACAUCCUUAAAGAUUGGGCUCUGAUACCAGGGAUCAAGUUUAUGGUGUCCAGCAACAAGUUAGUUGUACCAGAGUACGAUGUUUUGCUACCCCUGAGUCUUAUGUAUGCUGCCAUUUUCCCCAAUGGGCAGAAUGACAAAGUCUUCCACACCCUAACGAAAGCAGGGUGCUUUCAGAUGGCUGUAAACAAAAUUUGCGCCAAAGAGAAUCCCAUUGUGCCUCUGCUGGCCCAGCAGGCUGCAAAUAUAGAAAAUCCUUCCAGCAUUUUGAGAGCCCUUGAAUACAUGAUCCAGACAACAGCUUUCAAGGCAGUUAACCUGACAGACAAAGACUUUGAAGCACUUCUGUUAUACUUUAACUCUAAUUUGGCCAGCCUAAGCCAAGAUGAUGUACAAAGUCUAAAAUUGCUCCCAUGUUACAGAACUGUCAAUGGCCGGCAUAUAAGCAUUGCAAACUAUGGAGCUUGCUACAUUUUGAUCAAAAGCAUUCCCUCCAUUGACAUGGAAAAAUGGGCAAACACCACAUCUUCAGCUUUUCUAGCUGACAAUCCACAGCUCAAGGAAUUGUACGCCUUCCUUGGGUGCACCCCUGUUGAUGAUCUGGACGUCUACCUAAAGCAUCUUCUUCCAAAGUUUGACAUUUUGUCACAUGAUGGAAAAAUCCAGCAUCUCAUCUAUCUAAAGGAGAGGUUACUGGCACUGGAAGAGUCCAGUGACAUAAAGGAUCAACUCUACGAAAAACUGGAAGGUCUGUCAUUUAUUUACGACGCAACAAGCAGACUAAAACCUGCCAAAGCCUUCUAUGACCAAACUGAGAAAGUAUUUGAAGUGAUGCUUCCACCAAAAUCCUUCAUCCCUCCAGAUUUCUUCAGGAAAAUUGAGCAAAUGUUAAAACCAAAAAACGGAACUGCAUUCUUACCAUCAUGGAUUACAUUCCUACGCAAAAUAGGUUUAAAAUAUGUUGUGUCUCAACAGCAAGUCCUACAGUUUGCAAAAGAGGUCAGCAUCAAAGCUCAAACUGAGAACUGGUCCAAUGGAAAAGUCCAGACAAUUGUUGAUGUGCUCCUAAAUCACAUUUUCAAUGAGAGGGCAGAUCUUUUUGAGGGAGGAUUCCUCAAAGAACUUUCCAUGAUACCAUUCCUGUGUCCAGAGCGAGCUCCACCAGAACUUGUCAGACUUCAUCCUCAACAUCAGGAAGUGAAUGACACACUUCCUCUGAUUCGUUUCAGUGGGUCCCAGGUUAACCCAAAAUUUAAACAGACAGAUAUCAUGCAGUUACUUUGGACAUCCUGUCCAAUUUUACCAGAGAAGGCCACUCCAGGAAGCAUAAAAGACCAAGAGGGAAGCACAGUUACAGGACAGGAACAGCUUGACCAGGUUUUGGCUCUGUUGAAUGUCAAUAUGGACCCCCCUCUGGAAAAGGUCAUUAGCAAUUGCAAAAACAUCUGCAGCGUCACAAAUGUGGAUGAUGACACAGUCAAAACAAGAAGCAAAGUCUUGAGGAGCGCAUAUGAGUUCCUGAAUGCAGAUAAACGGGAAUUCCGUUAUCAGUUACGGGGAGUAGCAUUUGUUAUGGUUGAGGAUGGCUGGAAACUUCUGAAACCAGAGGAAGUUGUUAUAAAUCUGGACAAUGAAUCAGACUUCAAGCCAUAUUUGUACAAACUUCCACUUGAACUUGGCACCUUUCACCAGUUGUUCAAAGUAUUAGGAACUGAGGAUGUUGUUUCGACCAAACAGUAUGUUGAAGUAUUGUUUCGCAUAUACAGAAGCUCAGAAGGCAAACAGCUGGACCCAAAUGAAAUGAGAACAGUGAAGAGGGCAGUGUCUGGGCUCUUCAAAAGUCUUCAGAAUGAACCAGUACAAAUCCGCAAAGACCUUGAAUCCCUCAGAGAUUUAACCUUUUACUUGCCAAGUCACGAUGGUCGACUUGCCAAGUCAAACACGUUGGUCUUUGAUGAUGCACCACAUUACAAGAGCAGAAUCCAGGGCAAUGUUGGAGUCCAAAUGCUUGUUGAUAUGAGCCAAUGCUAUCUGGGCAAAGACCAUGCCUUUCACACUAAGCUCAUUAUGCUGCUUCCUCAGAAACUAAGGCCUCGACUUUUGAGCAGUAUCUUGGAGGAACAACUGGAUGAAGAAUCUCAGAAGAUGUGUCAGUUUGGAGCUCUUUGCUCACUUCAGGGACGCCUUCAGCUAUUACUUUCCUCUGAGCAGUUCAUCACAGGACUAAUACGGAUCAUGAAGCACGAGAACGAUAAUGCGUACAUGGUCAAUGAGGAAAAAGCAAUACGGCUGUGCAAAGCUUUAUGUGAGGGUUUGAAGGUGUCCUGCUUCGAGAAGCUACAGACCACAUUGCGAGUCAAAGGCUGUAGUCCCAUUCCACAUAGCCGGAGUGAAACUCUGGCCUUUCUAAAAAGGUACGGCACCUCAGUCAUCCACCUAUACAUACAACAUUCUGAUAGUAAGGACAUUAAUUUUCUGCUUGCCCUUGCGAUGACCCUAAAGUCUGCAACAGACAAUCUGAUCUCUGACACUUCCUAUCUUAUUGCCAUGCUGGGCUGCAAUGACAUCUACAGAAUCACAGAAAAGCUGGACAAUCUUGGUGUUAAGUAUGACUCAACUGAGCCCUCAAAGCUUGAACUUCCCCUUCCUGGGACACCUAUUCCUGCAGAGAUACAUCAUAUUCUUUUAAUGGACCCUUUGAAUGUAUUCUAUCCCGGAGAGUAUGUUGGCUACCUAGUUGACUCGGAGGGAGGAGACUUUUUAGGGUCUUAUCAGCCAACCUACACUUAUGCCAUCAUAGUUCAAGAAGUAGAGAGAGAAGAGGACGGCAACCCAAGCUUUCUUGGGAAAUACUACCAAAUUGACAUUGGAUAUAGCGAAUACAAAAUUGUGAGCUCCCUUGAUCUGUAUAAAUUUUCUAGACAAGACGAGAGCACCCAUAUUCGAGAUGGUGUCCCAACUACUCCUACAAGCCCAUCAGAGAGUCGCUCCUCAGGCCCCAGGCUGGUACCGCCGAUUUUCCCUGACAAGGAAAAGCACAUAACUCCUCCUCCAAAGGCAUCUCCGAAGAAGAUCAAGCUUAACGCAUUACCGGAAAUUCUAAAAGAAGUGACAUCUGUUGUGGAACAGGCUUGGAAACUUGCUGAAACCGAGCGAAAGAAGAUCAUAAGACGGUUAUAUCUCAAGUGGCAUCCAGACAAAAAUGCAGAAAACCUUGAUAUUGCCACAGAGGUUUUUAAGCACUUACAGAAAGAAAUCAGCAGGAUGGAGAAGCAAGCACAGGCAGAGCAGGCUGCAGAAAGAGCUUCAAGAAGAACUUUCUCUGCAUCUUCCACUCGCUUUCAGUCAGAGAAGUUCUCUUAUCAAAGAUUUUACACAUCAUGGAACCAAGAAGCAACAAGCCAUAAGUCGGAGAGGCAACAUUUUCGAGAGCAGUUCACCAGCUAUGCAGGAACGUCACAUUCUAGCCGAUUCUUUGUGCCACCAUCCUUCAAGUCUGUGGGCAAUCCUGUGGAGGCUCGAAGGUGGCUGCGGCAGGCAAGAGCCAACUUUUCAGCUGCACGAAAUGACCUUCACAAAAAUGCCAACGAGUGGGUGUGCUUUAAGUGCUAUCUUGCCACCAAAUUAGCAUUAAUAGCUGCUGACUAUGCAGUUAGAGGCAAGUCAGACAAAGACGUGAAGCCCACAGCACUGGCCCAGAAGGUGGAAGAGUACGGCACUCAGCUCACUGGGCUGGCUAAAGAUGUUCACAUCUUGGAAGGUUAUGGCGUUGACAGCCUCAGAACUCGCUAUCCCGACCUGUUGCCUUUUCCACAGAUUCCUAAUGAUCGGUACACUUCUGAAGUGGCCAUGAGGGUCAUGGAAUGUACAGCUCGGAUUAUUAUCAAACUAGAGACAUUUGUACAGCAGAAAAUAUGAGUAGGUAGAAAAAAAUCAGGGAUUGGAUCAAGAAAAGCCUUUGCAUUACAAAAACAAAACAGCGGCCAUGUGCAAUAUGAACACCGAACAUUAUGAAUACUGUACAAUGCAGGGGUUAUUAGAAGCAACAGUAUGCAUCCAGCGGGAAGCUUAUGCACAUUAUCAUCAAAGGUGCUGAGGCCCAUGCUUAUUGCAUAUGUUUGCCCAAACAUGUUCAAACAAAUGCUGCCUGAGCCUGAAGAUAUUUCUGUGUGUAACCCUUUACUUUAACAAAAGGGUUUUUUUGACAUGCAAGUGUAAAUAAAAGCUACUAGGCAUAGCAAUAUAAUUUUUUUCUUUUUAAACCAAAGUUUGUUUAUGUUCACCCUGUACAAAACCGAUACGAAUGUGCUGCUUUUUUACUUCAUCUUUUAUAGGAAAGUAUUUUUCUUCACACGGUCAGCCAUUUGACUGUAUUGUAAUUAGCAUGCAUUUGCACUGCACUUUUGAGUCAGGAGCGCUUGUGUGACUGCUGAGAUUUGGUAGAGUGGAGACUAUUGUAGACUAAACACUGGUACGAUUACAGUAAGAAAAAGUAACCUGAUUUAGUUUGAUGCUGCGUUCCAUUUAAUGUCAGAAUUCCUAGUGGGAAAGUACCUGGCAGAGGAGAUAGUGGUCACCUUGUGUGGUGCUCAGCCAUUGCUUUUCGGUUGUGCUGACUCCUGUAAAUUUCCCAAAUGUAGUCCCAACUUCAUAAAUCCUCUCUCUUUUUAGUUUUUACAAAAAAUAUUUUAAAAACUAUUGGGGCUUAGCGGUUAGAGCCCGGUAAUCUGCCACUUAUUGGCCCUUGAGUAAGGCCCUUAACCUCAACAGCUCCCAAGGCGCUGCACCGAUGGCUGCCCAGCCUUCCGGGCAUUUGUGUUCACUGCACUGUACAGAGGCCAUUUUCCAUCUGUGCUUACAGUACAAAUAUGGUUGACUUGUUUUGGCAGGAGAGCCAAACAUCUCCGCUAAAGUAAAGCACUAGUAUUAUACAGUUUAUCAGCACUUCCAUCUAUUUAUCCAUUUAUUUACUUUCAUCUCAUUAAGUCAGUCGUACACACAGUUCUGUCCAGUUUCUAUCUAUAGCCAUGUUCCCAUGUUAUUGCUAACCGAGCUAACCUGCGACUAUGCUAACAAUGCUAACCUGGGACAUAAAACUGUAAAUAAAACACGUUAUUUCAUGCUCCUACAUCUGAAUUCUAAGGUAAAUGGAACGCAGCAUAAAAUGUCUGGGAAUUAUGUGUGCUUAUGUGUCUUGUGGUGUUGGUGUGAAAGUUGUGUGACAAAAGAAUCACUGUAUUACGCAAAAAAUAUAUAAACAUGAUAUACUGUACUAUUGAGCAGGCGCAAGGUUCCUCGCGACAUACAGGAGCUCAGUAUUGAAGUUUCAGUUCGUGAAAAAGACCAGUAAAGUGCAUCCUUCAGUGCAGUAUCUUUUCAUUGGGUAUUUUAUUUCUUUGUGUAGCCUGUGGAAAUUGUUUUUUUUUAUCAUCUGUAUCUCCAAUGCACAGUAGGGCUGUUUGAGCACAUUCAAUUUAACAUGCAAAAAACACGCUAUAUACAGUACACUGAUCAGCCAUAACAUUAGCACCACUGACUAUAACAGAGGUGAAGUGAUUAUCUGGUGGCAUCCAGUGAUUAGCUAAAAGUGGUCCAAUGCAGUGGACCAGAAACGGGAUCAUGGGCCCCUAAAGUUUUUGAUGGUAUCCAUGGAGGCCCCAUUUUACAAUUAAAAUGAUUUAUUAAAGGAUCUGUUGCUUCAUGCCUGUUUGGGUCAUAUAACCAACAAUAGUUGGUGGCAUAUAACACUAAUGUUAUGGCUGAUCUCUGUAUGCUGUAUAUGCACAGACAGGUCCAUAAGUAUUUGAAGAUUUGGAGUGGAGAUGAAUGAGGUAGUGGAGAUUUGUAGACUUAAAUAGCAUUAUCUAUGUUUUUAAUUACAGUCAUUUUACAGGCCCAAAAACAAGUGAACAGACCUUUUUUGUAGUCAGUGACCGUCUUAUGUCUGGCAUCCAUGUAAAUCAAACUGACAGAUUUUCUUUCAAAAUGUCAUAUUUACUGAUGUAAACACAUUACAAACCUUUGAACUAAAGUGUAUUUGGGUUGUGAUUGUUUGAGUUCAGGAUAAUUUGUCCAUUUCUAAAAUAGUUUCACUGAGUAAGCUGUGGAAAAAGUGUGCUCAAAAAUAUCACCAAAAAGCACAUAAAAUGUCAACUGGGCUGCAGGUCAAAAUAUCAAUGUUAGCAGGGCCAGACCCAGCUUUACAGAAAACUACAGCUCUUACACUGCAUGUGCUACCAUUUUAACUUUCCCCAAAAACAUUAAAAACAUUAUGAAUUCGUAGAUAUUUCUUCUUUAAACACAACUGCAAAGUAGAGCUUAGAUUCUCUGCCCAAACCCGACCUGACUCAAGAAAAUAGUCUGUGAUGUAGGCGUCUGUUUUUAAAUGCUAUAUUUAUUUUUUAUUAGAGAUGAGAUGAUCGAUCGGCAGUGUAUCGGUAUCGGCCGAUUUUCAGCCAAAAUACGGUGUUUGAUUUUAGCCGAUCUGCUUCAGGAGUUUUAGGGUUAAGCAGAAAAGCAGUGCUGUGUGUGGAUGGCCAGUGAAACUGCUCGCUUACAGGAAGCUGCAGCUCCUCAUCCAACCACUAGUCGGAGCUGCAGCAGCAGCACAAGCCCCGCUCAGUCAGUCACUCAGUCAGUGCUACAGCCCAGCCACGGGCUACAGAGACAGCUCAGCCAGUCUGGAGCGUUUUUUACAGUUUUCUAAAGUUCAUCUGUGUAGGAAAUAAAAGUUUUAAUCCCACUAACCGGAUAAUACUGCUCUCUACAGUUAAUCUUUAUUACAGUUAACCGGCUAUUACUCACACGAUCAAUGCCUCUUUAACAUCUGGUGUGUUCCCGACUGCUUUUAAACAAGCACAGGUCACACCACUGCUUAAAAAGCCUUCUCUCAACCCCGCCCAGGUUGAUAACUACAGACCGGUCUCACUACUGCCUUUUCUUUCUAAAACAUUAGAAAGAGCAGCUCUCAAUCAAGUCUCUGGCUUCCUCACCCAAAAUGACCUCCUGGACCAGAACCAAUCUGGUUUCAAGAAAGGGCACUCUACUGAGAAGGCUCUGUUGUCUGUGACAGAAGCGUUAAAAACUGCUAGAGCUGCAGGACAGUCCUCAGUGCUCAUUCUGCUGGACCUCUCGGCCGCAUUUGACACAGUCAACCAUGACUUCCUCCUAACUAUACUCUCGAACAUGGGGAUCUCAGACAAUGCGCUGUCAUGGUUCAGAUCGUACCACACUGGGCGCUCGUUCAGGGUGUCAUGGCAAGGACGGCUGUCCCCAGCCCACUCGUUACCCACUGGGGUUCCCCAGGGUUCGGUACUGGGACCUCUUCUCUUCUCAAUAUACACCACCUCUCUAGGUCGGGUUAUCCGCACACAUGGUUUUUCCUACCACUGCUUUGCUGACGACACUCAGCUAUACCUGUCGUUCUCACCAGAUGAUCACUCAAUCUCUGCAUGAAUAUCACAGUGUCUCUCAGACAUAUCCGCAUGGAUGAAGGAACAUCACCUCCAACUAAACCUCUCAAAGACUGAACUUCUGGUCAUACCAGCAAAACCUUCUAUUCAACACAACUUUGCCAUAACCAUCGACUCUCUCUCUCUCUCACCGACAAAGGUUGCUAGGAACCUGGGUGUCAUGGUUGAUGACCAGCUUCUCUUCACGCACCAUGUGGCCUCAGUUGCUCGAUCCUGCCGCUUUGCGCUUUACAACAUCGGAAAAAUUCGACCGUUUCUGACGCAACAGGCCACCCAACUCCUGGUACAAGCUGUGGUAAUCUCACGCCUCGACUACUGCAAUGCCGUACUAACUGGCCUCCCGGCCUGUGUAGUAAAACCACUACAGAUGAUUCAGAAUGCAGCAGCACGUUUGGUCUUCAACCAACCAAAAUGGGCACAUGUCACUCCGCUGCUCAUUGAGCUCCACUGGCUACCAGUUGAUGCUCGCAUCAAAUUCAAAACUCUUACAAUCGCCUACAAGGUGAUGACAGUACAGGCUCCUUCCUACCUGCACUCGCUCCUGAAGGCUUACGCUACCUCCCGGCCGCUGCGCUCCUCCAAUGAACGUCGCCUCGCUUUGCCAAACACUCACACAAAGCAAUCCAGACUGUUCUCAUACAGAGUUCCCCAAUGGUGGAACAAACUACCUUCCACUACCAGAUCAGGAGAAUCUCUCGCUAUCUUUAAGAGACUCCUGAAGACAGAGCUCUUCAAAGAGCACUUACUCUCCUAACACCUCUAACACACUAACUACUUCUAACCUCAUCUCCUUCUUCCUCUUCUCUACUCCUCUAUCCCAUUAUUUCCCUCUGACCUCCUUAAGGCCCUAUCUAUAGAUGCUUUAUUUUUAACUUCUAUUAUUUUUGUACUUAACCUCUUCUAUUAUUUGCACUUCAAUAUUGUAAGUCGCUUUGGACAAAAGCGUCUGCCAAAUGUAAUGUAAUGUAAUCUUUCAGCCCAAGCAGCUAAAAGCAGCAGUUUAGAGCAGCCGUCACGGAGUCACUGCUCGGAUUACAUUAAAAACAGGUCAGUUAGCGCGCUGCUAACCUCAGGAUGUUUAUAACUAGGGAUUUUAGUGGACACGGCCGCCAGGUUAGACUGUUGAAGGCUACUGAAGACUAUUAAAGUCUAUUGGAGGUUAUUGAAAGGGUUAUUGGGGGCAGAAAUCAGUAAAGGCUGGUUAGAUAAGUGAUUCACUUCCUCGUCCUUUGCUGUGGUGAAACUGUAAAUAGCGCUGUCACAGUGAUCUUUAUUAACGUCAUUAAAACAGAUUUUGUCAGGUAUUGUCUUAUAAAUAUUUACACAUAACUUAUAUCUCUCCUGAAAAGCAUUUAUUUUGGUCAGUAACACUCUUGUGUUUAUUUACUAGCAGCGUAAAUUACCAUUGUUUGCCUAGGCGUGGAUGUAAUUAGGGGAAACUGUACCAGGUUUGUCUGGCACCUGUGUGGCAUUAAUGUGGCGUUUGGCCCCGCCCAAUAUCGAUAUCGGCGAUCGGCCCGAUCCAGAUGAAAGACGAUCGGCGAUGGGAAUCGGCCCCAAAAAACUGAUCGGUCCAUCUCUAAUUUUUAUAUAAAGCUAUGGCGUGAUAUUCACAAUAUAGUAAAGUAACACAUCAAACUGUUUAAAAAACGCAAGUUGCACAAGUUAGAAUAUUACCUGACUUGUAGCGCAGUGCGUAGCCUUAUUGUUUUGUGUGUUGCACUUAGGCUAUAUGAUUAAAAUAAAAAAAACAGUUUCUUCCUAUAGUUAUUUAUAUUCUAAAGCAUUGUUAAUUUUAUUAGAGUAGACAGGGAGAUUGGUUCUUAAAAGUUUUUCUUAAAUAAUAGGUUUAUGCUUUUUAAAUGUUGCAAUAUCAAUGAACAUCAUUCUGAACAGAUUUCUCUCAUUCAAACGGCCCGAAAAUGUUUUUAAAAAGCUUACUCUACUUACUAAAAAAUGUCGAGUUAAAAUCGGGCCCGGGUUCACAAUGACAGUUAAUGGGGCGGGGCAGGCUGAUCUAAGCUCUACUGCAAAGUAAGAAAUGAGACCAACGUGUGUCAAAAGGUUAAUGAAAAAAGGGCCACACUGUAAUUCAUUUUGAGCCUAUGAAAAUAAUUCUUAUACAGUUAAUGCAGAUAAUGACUUUUGUUAACUGUUAAUAAUUAAAAGCUAACGGUCCUCACAGCUUGAUUACUUUGUUUCUAAUUAAACAUUGAGGUGGUAUACAAAAGUGAUGUAACUACAAAUACUUAUGGACCUGACUGUAUAUACUUACUACAAAACACGACAGAUGAUCACUCAUCAUAUUUCAGGUUCAUUUUCAAAUACAAAUUAUAAUUUUCAGUCAAAAUGUGACAUCUGUUUGCUGUAGCCUCGGCCUGAUGUGCCACCAUCUGGUUAAUCUGGGAAACGGCAACAAUUAAUUAUUAGAAGAAAUCCAGUCUUUUCAUGUCUGAGGAACAUAAUUACAUAAUCAUAUGGUGCUCAGUGUCCCUUAAAGACUAUGUCCAUCCUUAAUAUCUGCUGGUCUCCUGCACUCCUAGUAUAUGUGGAAAAUAUUUAACAGGGGCUGUGGUUAGAGAGUUUUUUACUUCAUACAUUGCAGCUGCCACAAAAAUGGGGUUUCAACAUUUAGUAACUUUGCCACCCACUGCUGUGCAAUAGUGGGGAAAACCUCAAAAUUGAGGAGGAGUUACAGUGAAUUUUCAACCUCAGCCCCAGCUCUGUAGUCAGGGCUGGAUUAGCAAAGGCAUGGAUAAACUACAUAAAAUGGCUUUUGUUGAACACAUUACUUGUUUUAACAAAAUGCAACAAGGAGCAUGACUAUGAAACUGUAUGUAGCUUUUUUUGUAUUGUUCAGUGAAAGAUAAUGACUAAUUGUAAAACACUGGCUACAGCAUUCUUUUUCUUGAAUCAUGAUCUGUACAUCUUCUUUUUAUUGAAGCGUUACUUUUUUAUGUUCAGACCUAUUUCAUGUUCUACUGCAGCUCUGUAUCUCUGAAACCACUGCAAAUAUUGCUUGGGACAUUUUCUGCAGAUCCUGGUUGACCUAUAUCUCUUGUUAACGUCAACAGUGCCAUAGAUCAAAAUAAAUUCCCAGAAUACUGUU
Messenger RNA from Astyanax mexicanus (Mexican tetra), 20984 nucleotides. It is a transcript of the gene sacs, whose product is annotated as sacsin molecular chaperone. The record is from RefSeq and is a predicted model, not a curated record. Bases 549 to 14321 code for a protein of 4590 amino acids. Gene Ontology annotation, molecular function: Hsp70 protein binding. The transcript is spliced from 11 exons. NCBI's taxonomy places the organism in Eukaryota, Metazoa, Chordata, Actinopteri, Characiformes, Acestrorhamphidae.